This is a messenger RNA of Helianthus annuus (common sunflower), 2171 nucleotides long. Its product is annotated as probable WRKY transcription factor 4. Gene Ontology annotation, molecular function: sequence-specific DNA binding; DNA-binding transcription factor activity. The transcript is spliced from 5 exons. Gene Ontology annotation, biological process: regulation of DNA-templated transcription. Bases 251 to 2023 code for a protein of 590 amino acids. NCBI's taxonomy places the organism in Eukaryota, Viridiplantae, Streptophyta, Magnoliopsida, Asterales, Asteraceae. The record is from RefSeq and is a predicted model, not a curated record.
UCCAAACCUCCGCUCAAAACUUCUCGGCGAGCCAUGAUCGUUCCAUUUUUCACGCUAACUGACACUUCAAUCUCUCUCUGAGAUCCACAAUAUAUUCAUCACUUUCAGUCCACAACUCAUGUGGACUAUAACCAACCAAUGCCUGCCACUUUAACCUAGCUAGUUCAAUUCACUCCAUUGAUCGAUACUGUGUUUGGAUCUCACAGUGUCAGCCACUCAGUCAGUUAGGGUUUCAACUUUCAAACACAAAAUGUCGGUGGUAAAAGAUCAGAACGAACGAGAACGAGAGUGUGCAGUUGAUGAUGAUGAUGAGUGGGGAGAUCUGAUCACGACUCCGAAUCGGUUGAUUCCGAAUGAGUAUUUUGUUUUGAAGGCGGAGGAAAUGGAGUGUGGAGCGGAUGAUGAUGAUGAGGAGGAGGAGAGGAGAAGAGCUAGGGUUUGUGAAGAUGUUGAGGGUGAUGUGAAGGUUAGGGUUUCAUCGACACCUGUUACGGUUUGGUCUCAGAUUCUUACUGCACCGUCUGAGAUUAGUAUCGAAUCGUUGCUGGAUUCUACUGUUAUGAUUCCUAAUAGUCAGGGAUCUCCUACUGCUGGAACUCUUCCUUUCCCACCUGUGAAUCAUGAUACUUUAGGCAUGAAUUCAGCAUUUGAUGACAGUAGCUGUGGCAGUAAUUCUUUCACAUACCAGCCACAGGGUGAUUCUUUAUAUUGGCCAUGCAUUUCAGAUCUACAAAAUCAGCCACCAGUGUCGUCUGGAUUCCCAGGGGCGUUACCGGAACAAACUGUUGUCACAAAACGCUCUGCUGCCGAUAUGCAUUCUUCUGAGGCGAUUAAACCUCCGAAAACUACAACCCAUAAUGUUAAUGGUACAACUGCAAAACCUGCUCACACUGAUAACCAACUGUCACCCAUCAUACCAGCUAAAGAAACUAACAUGAGAAAUUCAGAAGAUGGAUACAAUUGGAGAAAAUAUGGGCAAAAGCAAGUGAAAGGUAGCGAAUACCCUCGAAGCUACUACAAAUGUACGCAUCCAAGUUGUCAAGUUAAGAAAAAAGUCGAACGUUCUCAUGAUGGUCAUGUAACCGAAAUUAUAUACAAAGGUGCUCAUAAUCACCAAAGUCAACGCAAUGUUAGCGGGUCAACGGACACUAAUAUUGCAAUCUAUCAAGCACCAGAAGGCAUGGAUUUGUCAUCUUCAACAUCAAUUGUCACUGAUAAUUCUGAUUUAAAAUCACACGCUCCAGAGUUUUCGUCUUUAAACGCUAAUUAUGAUGUUGAUGAAGAAGAUGGGAUCCACAUUGGAACAGGAGAUGAAGGUGAUGAAGAUAAAUCAGACUUGAAAAGGAGGAAAAAAGGGAACUUUUUACUGGAUACUAGUUUGGUAACAAGAGCUAUGCGUGAGCCAAGAGUUGUGAUUCGAAUUGAGAGUGAGAUUGAUAUACUUGAUGAUGGUUAUCGCUGGAGGAAAUACGGGCAAAAGGUUGUAAAAGGGAAUCCAAAUCCAAGGAGCUACUACAAAUGCACGACUACUGGUUGCCCAGUGAGAAAACACGUGGAACGAGCUUCUGAUGAUUUAAAAGCAGUUCUUACAACAUAUGAAGGAAAACAUAACCAUGAACUACCAGCAGCCAGAAACAGCACCCAUGCCCACCCAACCAUGGACAAUGGUUCAGCCGCCAACGCACCUAACCAACAAUUAGCAAAACUCACUAACAUCCCAAAACCCGAACCACUAGUUCAAGAUCUUCAUCUUCGUUAUAACCAAAAACUCAACAACGACCAUAUUCCAUCAAAAUUCAUUGGGAAUUUUGACCCAUUGUCUUUUAAUCCUGUUCUACCCGAUUUCCCAAUUUCACUACCACCUUCUGCAACCAUGGCUCAGAACGGCUUCGGUCAGUAUUUUAUAGGCGGACAAGUGAGGAACAGUUUCGUCAAACCAAAACUCGAGCAGGAUAACAGUUUUUAUGACAGUUUUGAGGCAUCCAUGAGGUAUUGUCGCACACUUCCGAAUUUUCAGUCAUAGAAUGGAAGUUUUUUUAGAAAACAUUUAUUAUUUCAUUUAAAGUAGGACGGAGUUCCAAAUCUAGGUUAAGAGGUCCAUUAGUUGUUAUUCAUUUGUUUUCACAGUUUUGUUAUUUCAUUUUGUAGCGAAGGAAUUUUGCAGCCCUUCA